Messenger RNA from Rhodotorula toruloides NP11, 2382 nucleotides. RefSeq names its product protein of heat shock protein Hsp70 family. Gene Ontology annotation, cellular component: nucleus; cytosol. Lineage: Eukaryota; Fungi; Basidiomycota; Microbotryomycetes; Sporidiobolales; Sporidiobolaceae. The record is from RefSeq and is a predicted model, not a curated record. The coding region runs from base 1 to 2382 and encodes 793 amino acids. The transcript has 7 exons. Gene Ontology annotation, molecular function: ATP binding; ATP-dependent protein folding chaperone. Gene Ontology annotation, biological process: protein folding.
AUGACGAGCGUUAUUGGAUUCGACAUCGGCCAGUACGGCUCCAAGAUUGGUGCCGCCCGCAACCGUGGUAUCGACAUCCUCGUCAACGAGACCUCGAACCGCGCGACUCCCUCCCUUGUCGCGUUCGGCCCGAGGUCGCGCAUGAUCGGUGAGGCGGCCAAGACGCAGGAGACAUCCAACUUCCGCAACACCGUCGGCUCGCUCAAGCGCCUCAUCGGCCGGACAAUCGACGACCCGGAUGUCGAGGUUGAGAAGCAGUUCAUGAACGCCGAGAUUGUCAAGGUCGGCAACACCGUCGGUGUAAACGUCAACUACCUCGGCGAGCAGGCGACCUUCUCCGCGACUCAGCUCUACGCCAUGUUCCUCGCCAAGCUCCGCGACACCGCCGCCGCUGAGCUCAAGUCGGCCGUCAACGACGUCACCAUCGCCGUCCCCGUCUGGUACACCGAGGCGCAGCGCCGCGCCGUCCUCGACGCCGCCGAGAUUGCCGGCCUCAACUGCCUCCGCCUCAUCAACGACACCACCGCGACCGCUCUCGGCUACGGUAUCACCAAGACCGACCUCCCCACCACCGAGGAGCCCUCGAGGAACGUUGCUUUCGUCGACAUCGGCCACUCGGACUACUCCGUCUCCAUCGUCUCGUUCAACAAGGGUCAGCUCGUUGUCCGCUCGACUGCCUUCGACCGUCACUUCGGUGGCCGCGACUUCGACCUCGCCCUCGUCCGCCACUUUGCGAAGGAGUUUGAGACCAAGUACAAGAUCGACGUCCUCUCGAACAAGAAAGCCACUUUCCGUCUCUCGGCUGCGGUCGAGAAGCUGAAGAAGAUCCUCUCGGCCAACCCUGUCGCACCCCUCUCGGUCGAGUCGAUCAUGAACGACAUCGACGCGUCGUCGACGAUGGAGCGCGAGCAGUUCGAGGAGCUCAUCAAGCCCCUUCUCGAGAAGGCGACCAAGCCUCUCGAGGAGGCCCUCGCCGCCUCGGGCUUGACCAAGGAGGACAUCGAGACUGUCGAGCUCGUCGGUGGCUCGACCCGUGUCCCCUCGCUCAAGCAGGCCAUCCAGGACUACUUCGGUCGUCCCCUCUCGUUCACCACGAACCAGGACGAGGCCAUCGCGCGCGGAGCCACCCUCGCCUGCGCCCAGGUCUCGCCCGUCUUCAAGGUCCGCGAGUUCACCACCACCGACGCCCAGCUCUUCCCGAUCAAGUUUGUCUGGGAGGCGUCGGCUGACGCGCCCGCCGAUGAGGGCACCGAGAUUGUCGCAUUCGACGUCGGAAACGCCAUCCCUUCGACGAAGAUCCUCUCGUUCGCCCGCACCGAGCCGUUCGAGCUCGAGGCCCGCUACGCCAACCCCGAGCUCCUCCCCGGCGGCAUCAACCCCUUCAUCGGCAAGUACACCGUCAAGGGCGUCAAGCCGGCUGUCGAGGGCGGCAAGAACACGGUGAAGGUCAAGGCCCGCCUCAACCUCUCGGGCUGCCUCUCUUUCGAGGGUGCUACGCUCAUCGAGCAGGGCCCCGAGGAGGACGAGGCUACCCCCGCGCCCAUGGAGACUGACGGUGCCGCCGCCGCUCCUGCCGAGGGUGCCGAUGCUGCGCCCGCCGAACCUCCGAAGAAGGUCCGCAAGACGACCAAGACCGCGCUCCCGACCGUCGCCGCCGGCCUCCGCCUCGACACGUCGAUCGUCAACGAGUUCCGCGAGAAGGAGGGCCAGAUGCACGCGUCCGACAAGCUCGUCAUCGAGACCGAGGACCGCAAGAACGCGCUCGAGGAGUUCGUCUACGAGGUGCGCGACCGCCUCGAGGGCGGCUGGAAGAAGUACUCGUCCGAGGAGGACAAGGAGAAGCUCCGCCAGCUCGCGUCGCAGGCCGAGGACUGGCUCUACUCGGAGGAGGGCGAGGACGCGACCAAGAGCGCGUACGUCGAGCGCCUCGACGGCCUCAAGGCCAUCGCCGACCCGGUCGCGCUCCGCUACCGCGAGCAGGACGACCGCCCCCGCGCCGCCGCCCAGCUCCGCGAGCUCCUCAACGAGUACCAGGCCAAGGUCGACUCUGGAGACCUCUCGCACUUGCCCGAGGACAAGCUGCAAAAGGUCGUCGAGACCGUCGCCAACACCCAGGCUUGGGUCUCGAACAAGCUCGCGUCGCAGGCCGAGAAGAUGCCGUACGAGAAGCUUUCGAUCACUUCCGCCGAGAUGUUGGCCCGCCGCGAAGCCAUCUUCAACGAACUCCAGCCGAUCGUCACGAUUCCGAAGCCUAAGGCCAAGACGGAGGAGGCUCCCAAGGCCGAGGAGACUCCCGAGGUCGACAUGAAGGACGCCAAGGACGUCCCCGUUGAGGGCGACAAGCCCAAGGAGGACGACAUGAAGGUCGACGAGCUCGACUAA